This is a messenger RNA of Clarias gariepinus (North African catfish), 3921 nucleotides long. It is a transcript of the gene smad4a, whose product is annotated as SMAD family member 4a. Gene Ontology annotation, cellular component: heteromeric SMAD protein complex. The record is from RefSeq and is a predicted model, not a curated record. Gene Ontology annotation, biological process: transforming growth factor beta receptor signaling pathway; BMP signaling pathway; SMAD protein signal transduction. Gene Ontology annotation, molecular function: RNA polymerase II cis-regulatory region sequence-specific DNA binding; DNA-binding transcription factor activity, RNA polymerase II-specific; I-SMAD binding. The transcript is spliced from 12 exons. Bases 441 to 2081 code for a protein of 546 amino acids. NCBI's taxonomy places the organism in Eukaryota, Metazoa, Chordata, Actinopteri, Siluriformes, Clariidae.
UCAAAGCAGCUGCUGGGCGUAAGAUGGUGCACGAGCGCCGAGGCUUGUGUGUUUAUUUUUGUUCAGAAGUGAAAUAUGGUUUUCCCUUGAGACUCAUAUAGUUUUAUUAUUAAUAUUAUUUUAUACAUAUUCGGGAUUUAUUUCUGAGGCAAAUGUAGGCCGCGUUUCGUUUAGACGACGUGUUUGGGGUUUACCUCUAACUGGAGAGAGCGAGAAAGAGUGGACGGAUCCAGCUUAGCAUAGCCUAGCCUAGCGUAGCCUAGCCCAGCUUAGCUUAGUUGAGCCUAGCCAGCUAACUUGUUUCUCACUCAGCAGCAGAGUAUCAAGGUCAGAAAUUGAAUGGAUGCACCAGGACACUGUUGAUGAGUUUUUGUCUCUGAAGGUCUGGCGAGACUUUAUUUUUUAAAUAAAAGGCGCAGAGACUACAGAAGUCAGUCAGGAUGUCGAUCACAAACACGCCGACCAGUAACGAUGCCUGCCUGAGCAUCGUGCACAGCCUGAUGUGCCACAGGCAGGGCGGCGAGAGUGAGACCUUUGCCAAGCGAGCCAUUGAGAGCCUGGUGAAAAAACUAAAAGAGAAGAAGGAUGAACUUGACUCACUCAUCACAGCCAUCACCACCAACGGGGCUCAUCCCAGCAAGUGUGUGACUAUCCAGCGCACUCUGGAUGGCAGACUUCAGGUGGCUGGACGUAAAGGUUUCCCUCACGUGAUCUACGCCCGUCUGUGGCGGUGGCCCGACCUCCACAAGAAUGAGUUGAAGCACGUCAAAUACUGCCAGUUCGCCUUCGACCUGAAGUGUGACAGCGUCUGCGUGAACCCUUACCACUACGAGCGGGUGGUUUCACCAGGUAUAGAUCUGUCUGGACUUACUCUCUCGGGUACUGGUUCCUCUGGCCUCAUGGUGAAAGAUGAGUAUGACUAUGAUUGCCCAUCAUCUUUACCCAGUUCUGAGGGUCACAUCCAGACUAUCCAGCAUCCUCCUACCAGACCCAUGCCAGAGCCAGCCUUCAGUAGUCCCACCCUACUCCCCUCCGCAGAAGGGAGCAGCUCUGCCUCCACUUCUGCCUUCUCCAGUAUCCCAGUUGGGUCCUCAACUCAGCCCAGUAUUCUCUCAGGGAGCCGUAGCAGCGAGGGUCUGCUACAGAUUGCUUCUGGGACAGGGCAGGGGACGCAGCAGAAUGGCUUCCCCCCAGGCAACUCCUCCACUUAUCACCACAAUGCAACUUCUACUUGGACAAGAAGCAGCAGUUUUACUCCCAGUGUGCCUCCACAACAAAAUGGCCAUAUACAGCAUCAUCCACCCAUGCACCAUCCAGCACACUACUGGCCUGUACACAAUGAAAUAGCAUUUCAGCCACCUAUUUCAAACCACCCAGCUCCUGAUUACUGGUGCUCCAUUGCCUAUUUUGAGAUGGACGUUCAGGUCGGCGAGACCUUUAAGGUUCCCUCAAACUGCCCUAUUGUGACCGUGGAUGGCUAUGUGGACCCAUCAGGAGGAGACCGCUUUUGUCUGGGCCAGCUAAGCAAUGUGCACAGAACCGAGGCCAUUGAAAGAGCAAGACUGCACAUUGGUAAGGGCGUCCAGCUGGAGUGUAAGGGCGAAGGUGAUGUGUGGGUGCGCUGCCUCAGCGACCACGCUGUCUUUGUGCAGAGCUACUACUUGGAUCGAGAGGCUGGACGUGCCCCCGGAGACGCCGUGCAUAAGAUCUACCCGAGUGCGUACAUCAAGGUGUUUGACCUGCGUCAGUGCCACCGGCAGAUGCAGCAGCAGGCAGCUACGGCUCAGGCAGCGGCUGCUGCUCAGGCAGCGGCGGUGGCUGGAAACAUCCCUGGGCCUGGAUCUGUGGGCGGCAUUGCCCCUGCAAUCAGUCUGUCUGCAGCCGCUGGCAUCGGUGUGGAUGACCUGCGCAGGCUGUGCAUCCUGCGCAUGAGCUUUGUGAAAGGUUGGGGUCCCGAUUACCCAAGACAGAGCAUUAAGGAGACACCAUGCUGGAUCGAGAUCCACCUGCACCGGGCUCUGCAGCUCCUGGACGAGGUGCUGCACACCAUGCCCAUAGCUGACCCACAACCGCUGGACUGAGCGCAACAUUCUCUCCUCCCCCCCCUCUCUCUCUCACCCUGUUAAAGCCACGCACUGAACUGAGCGAGGUUUUGUUUUUUUCCACAAUCAGGUAACUAAUGCCGAUGAACUGUGCGACAGCUUGGAUGAGUUGAAGGCUGACUCUAAGCCUUUUGUUAAACAAAAGGCAAGUUCAAGGAUGUUGGCAAAACACAAGUCUGACUUUUGAAUAAGUAGUAACAGUGGAAAGAUGCUCCAUGAUUUCAUCCAAACACCUUAUUGUUUUUCUCAAGGCUCCAGCAAUGGUGCACAAAAUGUAUUAAGAAACAAGGAAUUAAAUUGAAAAAGAACACGGUUUACGAUCUUCAUAUGAAGACAUAAUACACCAGGAAGUGAAUAAUGGAUCUAACUGCUUCUCUGUAUCAUUGCUCAAGGUGUUUUUCGCGAACUCAUGGAUGUAGUUUCCACAAUCUGCAACGCAUAAAUAUGUUCAGGGACAUUUUGUGCAUGUCUGUGCUACAAGAAACUAAUCACUUCUUUGCAGGGGAAUGUUUAAAGAAUUACUGCAUUGGUCUAUGAUGAAGUUACUGACCUGUGUAUUAAUAUAGUGCAGGAACUGGGCUUUGCAUAUUAACCAUUAUAAAACCACUUAGGUUUUUUUUUUUCCUUCUUUGCAGUUUGUAAAUCUCUGCCUUUUUGUUUUUUUACUUUUAUCUGUCUUCCUUCCCCCAAACCAAGACCCCCCCCCCCUCUACCUUUUUAAGAGUUAAAUUCACACGAGUAAGCAAAAGCCUAAAACACUGACAAGUUGCAGCUUUUCGAAAAUAUUGUAAAAGAAAAUACAGGUCUGUAACGUUUGAACGUUUUGGCAGCAGACUGCAUCUUUAACUGCUGUUUCAUAACUUGAGCCAUCCCAUAGCUUAUUAAACCAUGUAGCAUUUAUAAUUAUAUAUUUUUUCCUGUUGGAGAUCAGUAAAGAGAUUGUAAGCAGUUAUUUGCUAAAGUAAACAGAUCGAAUUACAGGCAGGAGAUAAGUAAUUUAUAUAGGAAAGAGAUAAAUGCAUACUUUGCAAAAUAAAGCAGUUAAAAUAGUCAGGGUAAAAUUUAUUUGUACAGGGGGCAAUAUUUUUUUUUUUCUUUAGCUAAAUCAUUAGCAGUUAAUAUAGCACUUUAUUAUUUUUUUCCAUCUCCUUUCCUAAAUUUCUUUCUCUUCUAAAAUUUAGCACAACCAUGCUCUUACAACCCGUGACACGUUAAUGUUUUAUGAUUGGGACAUUAAACCCUCAUAAUGUUUUUUUCCACAGCUUCAUGACCCAAUAUUAUUUUUCUUUUUGUUUUGUUUUUUGAGAUACCCAUACUCCUGUCGGAUGUUUGUGUAAAUGCAUGUUGAAAGGGCUUAUGGUUUCAAAUUUCUUUGCCUUGAAGCAAGCCUCAAAAAAUACCUGUCUCUCUCUAAAUUCAUCUUUUAAAAUUCCUAUCCUAUCCAGUGAAUAAAUCUCAUUGAUGUUUUAAUUAGAAUGUACAGGUUUUCUAUGUGACCACGAAGCCAUAUAAAAUGAGAGAACAGAGUAUUACAUCAGUAUUACCUAAAGCCUGUUUGUCCUGGAUUUUUUUUCCCUUUUGCUUUAAGUAAAAACAGACUGAAUUAAGACAAUCCUUUUGGAAUGGUCCGUCUCACCGGGCUUUACCUAGAAUGUUUCCUUUUGCUACUUUUACGAUAUGCAGCCUAAUAUCUUCUAUAGCAAUUUGUAUUGAAAAGAGAAAGGGCAUUGCAGUUUCCAUAGGAACACUUGCUCUUUCAGGUAGAUAAUCGAUUUUAUCAGUUAACUGAAAUAUAUUUCAAAGUAGAAUGUUGAACAAU